Messenger RNA from Thamnophis sirtalis, 3372 nucleotides. It is a transcript of the gene CHRNA6, whose product is annotated as cholinergic receptor nicotinic alpha 6 subunit. Gene Ontology annotation, biological process: monoatomic ion transmembrane transport. Gene Ontology annotation, molecular function: acetylcholine-gated monoatomic cation-selective channel activity; transmembrane signaling receptor activity. Lineage: Eukaryota; Metazoa; Chordata; Lepidosauria; Squamata; Natricidae. The record is from RefSeq and is a predicted model, not a curated record. Gene Ontology annotation, cellular component: postsynaptic membrane.
AGAGAGACAGGGCAGUACCUGGGAUAUGCAUCUUUCAUUACACUACACGGUGUGUCUCCACUGCACAGAUCUUUCUCCAGCACGUAGCCCUUUCAUACACAAUACAUACAAACAGAUUUGAAAUGCGAGGAGUCAUCAGUUUGCCUUCAAGAUAGUUAAACUCUCCCAUCACUGGAAGAUUUUGUCUCUCCUCUGAAGGAUGUUGCAUUAUUAAAAGCCACUGCUCUGGGUAGGACUGCAACACCAAAUGCAACAUUGAAAUAACCACUGCAGCGCUGAAGAUCUGAGGGUCUGGCCUCUUUGUUUCUAUCCUCAAAGCCCAUUUCUUUUGUUCUCUCGAGAGAAAUCGCCCACUUACUCCUUCAACAAUGUUUCUGCAGAAAUGGUCGGCACUUCUUCAUUUCACUUUCUAUUUAAGGGCACCUGUGAGCUUUUUCUUUCUCCAAGGUUGCUUGGCAAGUAAAUCAGAAGAAAGACUUUUUCGCAAACUGUUCUCCCGUUACAACCAGUAUAUCAGACCUGUAGAAAAUGUGUCCAAUCCCGUGAAGGUGCAUUUUGAAGUGGCAAUUACCCAGCUUGCAAAUGUGGAUGAAGUCAAUCAGAUCAUGGAGACAAAUCUCUGGCUGCGACAUAUUUGGAAUGAUUAUAAAUUGAAAUGGAAUCCAGUGGAGUUUGGUGGAAUUGAAUUUAUCCAUGUGCCAUCAGACAAAAUUUGGAAACCUGAUAUUGUGCUAUACAAUAAUGCUGUCGGAGACUUCCAGGUUGAAGGACGGACCAAGGCUCUUCUCAGAUAUGAUGGCACCAUCACCUGGAUACCACCUGCCAUUUUUAAAAGCUCCUGUCCUAUGGAUAUUACCUUCUUCCCCUUUGAUCACCAGAACUGCUCCUUAAAAUUUGGAUCGUGGACAUAUGACAAAGCCAAGAUAGAUCUUUUGAUUAUUGGUUCCAAAGUGGACAUGAAAGACCUUUGGGAGAACAACGAAUGGGAAAUAGUUGAUGCUUCUGGCUAUAAACAUGACAUAAAGUACAACUGCUGUGAGGAAAUCUAUACGGAUAUAACCUACUCUUUUUAUAUCCGAAGGCUCCCCAUGUUUUACACUAUUAAUCUGAUUAUACCUUGCCUGUUUCUUUCAUUCCUGACUGUAUUCGUAUUUUACCUUCCAUCAGACUGUGGAGAGAAAGUAACACUUUGCAUCUCUGUCCUCCUUUCAUUGACUGUUUUCUUGCUGGUAAUUACAGAGACAAUUCCCUCAACUUCUUUGGUCAUCCCACUAGUGGGAGAAUACUUGCUUUUCACCAUGAUAUUUGUGACACUCUCUAUUGUGGUGACAGUCUUUGUACUGAAUAUCCAUUACCGGACUCCAACAAUGCAUACAAUGCCCAACUGGGUCAAAACUGUCUUCCUUGGUCUUCUGCCCAAGUUUCUGAUGAUGAAGAGACCCAUACAGAAGCAUGUUGACUCCCAACCCCCCAAACCUGUGAAAGAAAGCAUCACUAAACCCAGUAAGCCCAAGGCUGAUGAGCUUGCAGAAGUGGAAGUCCUCAGUGAGAACCGCUGCUGCCACUGUGACAACUCCAAGGACACAGUGGCAAGGAAGCAAAGGAGACAGAAUUGCCAAUCUGCCAAAGGGGAGGCUGAAUCAGUCGAGUAUUCCCCAGAGGUUAAAGAAGUCAUUAACAGUGUUCAGUUCAUCGCAGAAAACAUGAGGAGUCAGAAUGAAACUAAAGAGGUAGAAGAUGACUGGAAAUAUGUCGCCAUGGUAAUCGAUAGAGUAUUUCUGUGGGUGUUCAUAAUUCUCUGUGUAUUUGGAACAGCGGGGAUAUUCCUACAACCAUUGAUAGCAGAUGUAUAGUAUAUGGUGGUGAUUCACAUUUUGCAUGAUUCUUUUUAAUAGGAUAAUCACAACACACAUUGGCAACACUUUAUAGAAUAUCAAUUUUCAUCUCAAGCCAUAAGAAAAAUAUUCUCACCACUUUACGAUGUAUUAAGCCAGUACUUCAAUUCAGUAGACUAGCUCCCAUUAUUCACAGCCAGCAAAACCUAUGAAGUUCCAUCUCAACCUUUUUAGAGGAUAAUAGAUUGGAGAAAUCUGUCUUAAUAUAGUGGCUUUCAAAUGUUCCUCAGAUAAUCCUUUCCAUGCUCAUUUUUAUGCUAAGAAAUUCUUGGUACAUAUCUCUAAGAUAAACAGCAAUAUUCAUAUUGGCUCAGAUUCCUGAUCCUUUGUAUAGAAUAGGUUUUUUGCUUCAUUUAUGGAAAACAUAAAAUAGGUCAAGAUGAAUCAGAAGAGAAUCAUCAGCUCAAACUCUCACAACCAUUUCUAAACAUUCCUAAACUUUUUGUAAAGAAAAAUCCUUUAUACAUAAGCCAUUCAUUUGCAAGUAAUAAAUGAAUAGAUUGCUGAGUGGUGCAGUAGCUGAGAGGUGAACAUGCUCGGCUCACAGAUGUUUCUUUAUCAGGGUGCAAAGAAAAAAUAGCUGCUGUGAACUCUGAGUAGGCAUCAGGAAGGGUGUCUGGCCUGUAAAUGCUCAACUCUUCUCAAUCUCCCAGACCUCACCCUAAACAAGGGAUUACAGAAUAAUAAAAAGGGGGGGAGAAUAGAUUACUGAUCAGUCUACUGACGUUAACAAUAUUGUUUAUUUCUGAAAGGUUAUUAAACUAAAAUCACACUAUCUUCUUCUAUGAGAUAAACUCCAAAUAUACUUGAUUGAAAUCCAUCAUCCCUAAUUUCAAUGCUGAUGGUGGGAGAUGAAAUUUAAACACUGUUGAAAGGCAUCAAGUUGAUGGACAUUGAACUCUGAAGGACAAUAGAGAAGGAGAAUAACCAGAUGUUUCUCUGAUAGUAUCUGAGGGUCACUCCUAGAAUAACUCCUAACCAGAAACAAAAAGUUUAUUAAACAUUAUUUGCUAUAUUUCACAUAAAUUAAAUAUUUUUGUUGGAAGCAAAGCUGUGCUUCUAUUUGGUUUUUGGUAAACCACGUGCAAAAGACAUUAAGUGUAAUUCUUUGGACACAUAUUUGAUGACUGUCCAAGCUAUUGUAACAGAAAAUGGGAGGGCUUAUCCCUUUUCUGAAAGAAACAGAAAAUAACAGUACUGUACUUUUUCCUAAUCACCAUCCUUUCUUUGAAUCCUGCCAUACCAUAAAUCUGUUUGAUUUACAAAUGAUUCCAAAUACAUUGUAAACUCAGCUGAUUUUUCUCUUGUUCCUCCUCACCAUUUAGAGGAGGACACCACCACUGAAUGAGCACCCAAAUAGUCUUCUACACUACCACCACAAGCGAGACAGUUCUGAAGUGAGCUUUGCCCAUUUUAAGACCUUUCUUGUUACAGUUGUUAAGUGAAUUACUGCAGGUGUCAUUAGCAACACAUUUGU